UGCAGUUAGCCAGCAGCCCAGGCCCUCCGUCACAUGGAACCUAGGCUCGCCCAUUGCCUGUGCGGUGACCCCCAGGCGACCACCAGUUCUGGCACCAGCCCGGCCUCUGCCUUCUUCCGGCGCAGUAGGUUCGGCAGCCGCCCGGACAUUCACGUACGGACCAAGCCGCAGAUCUGCUUCCUGCGGCCGCAGACCGCUCAGUCGCCGGUGCUCUUCAGAGCUUCAGACAAGACCAAGAAAAAGAUGGGCCACUUGUAUGACCACCUGAAAAAAAAAUUCACAACAGACCAGCUCAGAAAGCUGGGGCGCUGGCGACGGGAAUCCAUGAACGUCCGGCAGUACCUGGAUAGCAUCUGAGUGUACAAGGAACCUAACAAGAAAG
Molecule: messenger RNA, 382 nt
Organism: Kogia breviceps (pygmy sperm whale)
Lineage: Eukaryota; Metazoa; Chordata; Mammalia; Artiodactyla; Physeteridae
Source: RefSeq, a predicted model, not a curated record